AUGAUUAUCUCCAAAAGAUCGCAUAUGGAUAAACAGGAGUCUGAAAGGCCGUUACUCGCCUUCAUUGAUGAAGCUUGCUCUCUGGAUGAAGCCGGUUUAACUAGUAUUCUCAAUGCUAAUCUUAAAUGGGAAAGGCCUAGAGGUGAUUUGAUUACUUGGAUCAAACUCCUCAACCAUAUUGAUGAGAUUUUUGAAAAGAAGAUCGCUCAUUAUGGUUUGGACAGCACAUACCCAAAGCUUAUGGUCAUGUCCCAGGCGGAUUCCAGCGUCCUUACUGCCUGCUUGAAUUUCACCAAUACUCUUUUGGAGCAUUGUCUUAACCGAAACAUUUAUGGUAGCUCUGAGCGAGUAUACCAGUUGAUCAAAACACCGACAAUUGAUGUUCGAUUGGCAGCUUUAGAAGUUGCUGUACGUCUCGGCGAGAGAUAUGUCAAUUCGACAUAUGUGAAGAAAUAUUGUGCCCCAAAGGAAACCAGACAGUUUGUUCUUGAUAUGGCGAAAUCGUUUCCACCCUCCGUUCCAACUGGAUUUAUCCAAAAGCAAGUCGAUACGAAUGAUCAGUCCAGUGAUGCAAAAUCACGUAGCGAACAUUACAGCUUGGUUGAUACCCUUGACCAACGGAGAGUUUAUCCUAGCAAAUGGUCAAGCCUUAGCUUUCACUAUUAUACGUCGCCUCAGGUGCAGCAGGUUGAUGCAAGACAGGACAGUAAGAAGGAUAAGAAGCAGCAUAAAAAAUCCACUCAAACUGAAAAGGAAGGUCUCAACACAUUCUCCUUGUGUGAAAGCUCAAUUCGGAAACUAUCGUUUGAGCAAGUAUAUGACAAGGCGACUGAGGUAUUGCCAAAGACUACUUGGUUCAAUUUCUCCCUUGCUGUGCACAACGCCAAAGCGUUCAAUUCAAGGUCGGAUGAGUGCAUGAAGCUUCGGGAGAAGUUGAUACAGAUUAAAUGUGCCUCAGUAGCUUUCACUGCACUCAUGUGUAGUGCUGAGUUUACCUCUUCAAACCUUUUUGAAGCAGAACCUUACUUACUAAGUUUUUUGGUCGAUUUCAUGUCACCUGAACAUUCGCCUUAUGUACCACCCGAUGUGUACCUUGGAGCAAUCAAAGCUUUAGAAGCUAUUGCUCAUAGGAGGCAAUGGGGUGGUGACCUUAUCAGGAACAUGGGAGGAAAUGUGAGCCAUGGCUUGCUUUACCAACAAUUGAGACGCAUGAACAAGCAAAUCAAAGAUGAGUCAGAUGCAUGCAUUGAGAAAGCGAAUUUGUUGGUUUUCACUCUCAUCAGCCAUUUUAUCGACAAUAAAUCAUUGAUCCCCAGACUAGCUUCGGGAGGGAUCCUCAAUGAGCUAAUGACCUUUCUCAACAUGCGCACAAAAUAUCGCUGGUCCUGUUCUGCAGCGGUGAAUACGAUAGCUCUGCUUUUACGUUCAUCUCCUGAAUAUAUCUCCGAUUUCAUUAACCUUGAUGGAUUCCGGUUGUUAAUCGAGACAAUUAAUCAUGAGGUUGAUUUUGCAUUGGACAAUCCUGAUUUUGCAGGAGGUCCCCCCAGGGAUGCUGUGGUUUACUACAAUAUAAGCAUCAGACAAGUUAAUUAUUUGAGGAAUCUUUUGCGCCUUUGUUCUCAACUUGUUCAAGCUGAUGGAAGCGAUCGUAUGAGAAACCUUUUUGAUUCUUCCAUUUUGACCACUUUUAAAAAGGUCAUUGAGAAUCCUACAUUGUUCGGUCCACCAGUACUUGGUGCGACACUCGAUGCUGUUUUAUAUAUUGUCCAUAACGAGCCCACCGCCUUUUCAAUCUUAAACGAGGCGGGUGUUAUUGACUCGGUACUUAACAAUUACCAAACACUUUUCAUGCCUUCGAAUGAGUUGCAAAUGGCCCUUCUUGAAGUGCUUGGGGCAAUUUCAUUGAACAAGGAAGGGUUGAAGCGUGUCAUAGAAACUCAAGUUUUGGACAUUUAUUACAGGUCAUUUUAUGAUAUCAAGAUAGCGAAGGAGCUUGUUCGUGGGGACGUCUCAACGAGUAUUGGUGUUUCAAUGGAUGAACUCGGUAGACAUUUUCCUGACCUUAAGCCUGUUAUUUUAGGUGAGAUCAAGAAGCUCAUUAAGGGGAUGUCAAGCUACGCGGGUCAAUAUUUGAAGCCGAUCAGGUUCUAUCCUCGCAUUAACCAUGGUGUAUUCUACGCUUCAGAUGAGUCCAAUUCACUCGAGGUUCAGGAAGGAGAGGAUGAGAUCGAGAGCUGGGAGUCGAUGGAAGGGUCCACAUUGAUUGAUAACGUCUUCGGUUUUUUGGGAGGCCUUCUACAAGACAGUGGGCAAUGGGUGAAAGACAUCACUGAAGAUGUUCCUUUUGCCGAUUGGGCUGCGUAUAUCACCCUUCCAAACAGCCCGAUCGAUUACGUUACCUCGAAUGGUAUGACGAGCUUGAUGAACCUUCUUAAAUUUUUAGAGGAUGAGCAACAGAAUUAUGGCUUCCCAAGCCUCUUCAGAAUUCUUCCUCAAUACUUAAGUUCGCCUCUUGUGCAAGGCUUCAUCAAUUCUGACACAUCUGAUUCAUAUUUUGCCGAAUUACAAAAUGAACCCGGGGAUGCUUCCAAGCUAUUGCAAGAGUUGAAUGCAAUAAACAACAUACUUCUUAUUUUGUGUGAGAGUUAUCUUCUUCCAAAUAAUAUGGUUAACGAAAAAUUUCAGAGCUUGAUAAAUAUUUUGGAAGAAACUUCAUAUCCGGUGGUCAAUAAUCUUAUCAAGUUGAUGGGCCGGAGUAUCAUUGAAGAAGCUACCAUAAGGACUCCUCUUCUGGCCGAGGCUGUAGAGUUAACAGCACCAGUAAUCGAGCCAGUUGAAAACGUCCCUCCGUAUCAAAUUUUUGGAAGGAAACCUAAGAACGAACCGACUAACGUUACUUGGACUGAUACCAGAUUUAAGAAUACCUUACAAUUGAGAUUCCUAUCGUAUCGUUUUCAACAUAACAUCGCAUUGAUUUUGUCAGAUAUCUCAAGAAGUUGCAUGCAGAAAAGACAGGAUUUCUUUUCUUUUGAAUGGCGAAGGAAAGCCGUGAUACAAACAAAAAAGUUAGCGGCAGAAUUAGAAUGUCUCUUUGAAAGAGGGCAACGUUUGAACGCAGUCCUUGUUCCGAGUUAUCGUUUGAUCUCCACAAAUUUGAUUGCAUUCAUAUCCCAUAGUAAGGACAAAGGACGUGAUGUCUUUUCUACUGCGUUGGCUCUGUGUUUCUUCUAUCAUACCGAACUAAUGGAGAAGAUUACCUCACUGGCAAUUCACACGUUCCAGGAGGUCAUUUGUGAGCCUAUUGAUGAAAGACUCGAUGUACAGAGUUUGGACUUUAUCGGUAACUCUCGCUUAUCGAUCCAGAACAAUUUUAUUAGUGAGGCUUUGUCAUUUUUGGUCAAGAUGACGGAGGAUAAGUAUGUUCCGAGAAUACCAUCCUCCCAUCUCUUUUUCCACAAAGAGUAUUGCGCUCUUGAUGCUGAGAUUCCGGAUGGUAUAACGUCAAAAGCAGCCGAACUUACUUUGAAGGUAGUUCAAGAAACUGUCGGCACGAGUUCGCCUCUUUCUCGCGAAGAGAAUGAAGACGUUUACAGCUACUUUCCUCUCUCAGUGAAUCUCAAACUUGUCGAUGCUGUCAUAGCCACAUGGAGGGUGGACCCAGUGGAUUACUAUUACGAGCUUCAUGAAGAUUAUGGUACUCCGCCCUAUGAUUAUCUCCGGUAUUUAAUGCAAAGUCUUGACAUUAGCCAAGAAAGAGCUAUUAAACUUCUCAAAUACAUGAGACGUGAUCACUCUCCGGAAAGUGCAGAAGAUGAGGAAGUUCCCAGUGCCGAAGAAUCCACUGCAUUAGAGACCCUUCGGAAGGAUGUUCAUUUCAUGCAUCGUCCAAGGGACACUGAUUCUAAGGGAGUUAUUCUCAUGGGUAGGGAGACAGAGGGCAGGUUUCUUUUUGGGUUGCCCCUUAUCAAACUUGCGUCAUUCGUCGAACAACUUGAGAACAAGGUGGCGGUAUUGAUUGAGGAAAAUGAUCUCAUCAGCCUCGCAAACCCCAUAGUCGAUUACAUUGAAAGUUUACAAACGUAUAAGGAGGAUUGGUCGUUCAAACGCAGAGCUUUAUCACUCAAUCUCCUCCGUCGAUUAUACACGACAAGCGUUUUCUUUGGUGAAGAAUCCACGGGACGCAAGUCAGCAUUUUUGCGUUUUUCUCGAAUCUUUAUUUCUAGCAUGCAAGAUGAUCCAGAAAUUGCAAAUGAGCCAUAUUUCAAGUCUGCAUUGAGCUUCCUACAACCGGCGAUGAGCUGUACACCACCGAAUACGUUGCCCGGAUUGUUUCCCUUCUUUGACGAUGAUGGCUCUUCUUUUAAAGAUGAGUUACUUGAGGUUUUGUUGUCGCUGAAACCAAAAGGAGACAUCGGAUGCUCCUUGGCAAUUUGUCGAAUGUUGUACUUGUAUGCGUCGCAGGAUAAAUAUAAAGCUGUGAUCACAUCAUCAGCCAUCUUGAGGACAAUUUUUGAAUCGAUACGUGAUAGCUCCGAAUCUUUGUCUGAUGAUCUUAAAGAACUACAGAAAGCUGCAAUAUUGUUGGUAAGAGUUUGCUUCGAGGACUCGAACACUCUAGAAAAUGUGUUUUCUUCUGAGAUCGUUAAGGCGUUUAAGAGGCAACCAAAUGGUAAAAAAGAAUUUAGGCGUUUGUUAGAGGAGAGCAUUGAGUUGGUGUCAAGAGAUCCAUCUACUUAUAUUAAUGUCGCUUCGAAGCUCGUGAGAUUGGAGAAUUAUGAUGGCGAGGCACACCAUGGAGAAACUCUUUUCCUCGCUGAUUACGACGAAGUAGCUGAAUCAGAUGCAGAUGUCGAAAUGAAAGAUUCCGAGAACGUGACAGGACCUGGCUCUGGUGGCUUGAUGCACUUCCUUUUGGUCGAAUUAAUGGCAUGCAGUAAAAGUGACUGGACGUCAACUCCGUCAAAAGAACAGGAUGUUAUAUCGUCUGCUGGUCAAAAGAAAGAGCCACAGAUUGAUUUUCUCAUGAAGAACAGCAAUUUCGCUUACCUUUGCUUUUUGCUUCAGAUUGUUACUGAAUUAUUGGGCUCUUACAAGCAAGCUAAGCUUGAAUUCAUCACCUUCUCGAAGAAGGAAGGAUUCGAGGACAGAAAUCGACCCCGUUCAACAUCGCUUAAUUUCUUCAUCCAUCAACUAAACCCAAGCAAGAGUUUGGAUAACAUUGGAGACGACGAAAGCCAAAGGAGAGAAGCAAUAUCAUCUUUGUCGAAGCUUUGCCUUCUUUCUCUUGUGUCUACACCAGUGCUUAAGGAUGAUGCUUCUCCAAGCCCGAAAUCGGAAGAUGUCGAUCUUGCUAUUGUUCGUCGCUUUGUCAUGGACAUUAUAUCCAAAGUUAUCAAAGAUAGUCUAACGAUGCGUGUAUCUUCAGUUUCUGCUUAUGGCAAACUUUACGAUGUCUUCGAUUUAUGCUCAUGCUUGCUAUCAGCCAAGUUCCGCGAAAUGUGCUUUCCAUUAUUGAGUAAAUCGGCGACAAGAUUAGACCAGUUUUUUAUUGCUGUCGCUUUUAUUGAGCGUCAACUUCCUAACCAACUUGCAAGUGCGAUUGCUGAUGUUGACCUCAACUAUCCAAGCGUAACGCGGCUUAUUAAGGUUGGUAUAAAGCCAUUGUCGCAUUUAUCAAAGAUCAAGUUAACAUACGGCGAAUACUUUGAAACAAAUCAUUCCGAAAAAGAUGAGGAAGAUAUUUUACCUGACGAUGUGGUGGACCGUGAUGAAACGCCUGAUCUUUUCCGCAACUCCACGCUUGGUAUGUACGAUGCGAACUCCGAAUCUGAAGACGAAUUCUAUGACGAGGGGGAUCCGUUGGAGGUUGUCAUGUCGGGCUCGGAUAUAUCUCAAGAUGACGACGAAGAAGAUGACGAAGACGACGAUGUCGAUGAUUCUGAUGAUUCGAGUGAGAUGGAUGAUGUUAUGGAUGACGAGCAUAUGGAUGACGAAAUGAUGGAGCACGGGGCGUUCGAGGGGUAUGAUAGCGGUGAUAGCGAAGGAGAUAUUGAAAUUAUUGACGAACUCGAUAUUGGUUCCCAUUCCGGAGACUCUGAGCGCGACGCUUCCGAUAUCUCUGAAUUCUACGGGUUCGAUGAGGAUGAAUAUGACCAAGGCGAAUUUAUUGAAGAAGACGAUGAUGAUGAUGAGAUAGAAUACGACGAUGCGGAAUUGGAUGGAUGGCUUGACACUUUCGGUCAUCAUGGGGAAAGCGACGAAGAAGAUAGUGGUAAUCCCAGAUUUGGGUCCAUGUUUCCGGUGGAAAACCAUGAAGAUGACUCAGCUAUUGAUAUUCGAUCCGAGGAGGAAGAAAAUGAUGGAUCAGAUGGAGAAAGUACCUUUGAAUCUGAUAUUGAAGAGAUCGGUGGCCAUGAGCCCAAUAGUGCCACCCGGGAGUUCAUGACCUCUAUAUUCGAUGUCUUGAGACCUGCUUUACGUCAGCAAAAUGUCUCCAACAUUUUUGAGGGACUUGUUAAUGGCCGAUUGAGGAGUUCUUUUCGUGUCAGCGGCCAUCGUGGGAAUGACAGUAUGCUUCCGGGUUUUGAUCGCGCAUUUGAGGUCAUUCUUAACGAUAAACCAAACUCUGCUCAAAAGGGUUCAUUGAAUCACGUUUACAUCCGGUCUACGGUGGAACGUUGGAGUGAUGCACAUGCCAUUUUUUACGGUCACGGUGAAUCGGAACUCGUCGAAGAAGUACGUACGCAGAUUACCAAGAAGAUUCACGAUGAGAAGAGAAUCAAGCAAGAGCGCGAGGAAAAGGCCAAAAAGCGUCGUGAAGAAAUACGGUUGAAGCGAGAAGAGGAGCAAAAGCAACGUGAUCUUGAAAGACAACACAAUCCACAGGUUGAUAGGGAACCAGUUAUGCUUCGUAUUGGGGACCGCGAAGUGGACAUAAGUGGCACGGAUAUCGACCCAGAAUUUUUCGAAGCGCUUCCAGAUGAUAUGCGGGAAGAGGUCUUCACACAACAUAUUCGGGAGCGGAGGGCGAAUGCUAACAAUACGGGAGCAGAAGUACGUGAAAUUGAUCCCGAUUUCCUUGAUGCCUUACCAGAUCAAAUAAGGGAAGAGAUACUUCAGCAAGAGGCGAUGGCCCGAAGAUUUUCAAGUGGUCGCCUUGGCUUUUUGGAAGCCGAUGAAGAUGAUGAUAGCGAAAUUGAAGAGGAUGAGGAUGAAGAGACAGAGAGACACGAUCCAAUUGUCAUGAAUAGUGGAGUUGCCAUUUAUCCUCCGGGACGCAGAGCAAAUAACCAAGGUAAUGGAAGUUUGCCGAAGAAACACAAGACGUUUUCGACACCCCUUAUUGACAAAGCUGCAGUUGCUAGUUUGGCUCGUUUGCUAUUUAUCCCUCAACCAUUCCACCAGAGGAGCCAUAUCUACUCGACGUUAUCUCAAUUGUGCAAUAACAAGCAGACUAGAGCCGAAGUCAUGAGUCUCUUGAUUGCAAUCCUUAAUGAUGCUUUGCACAGCCAGAAAGCCUUAGAAAAAUUGUUCUAUGUGAUUUGUGGAAGAGCUAGCAACAAAAAGUCACAAGAUGAGAACAAGAAUGUUCAUUCUCGUUAUUAUCUUUUGACUGAGCAUGAAAACAUCUUUGUUACACGAAGGGUUCAGAAGAAGAAGCUCCAAAGCCUUUCAUCCGAGGACAAAUAUCCUAUUAAUUUUCUCCUCAAACUUCUUGAAAACCCUUUAUUGAGAGAGCAACAUAUGUUCAUCGAUUUAUUGGCCAGCGUACUUCAUGUGGGAACACGCCCCUUAUUGCUUCUCAAGGAAAGUAACAAGCAACACCCUCCCAUUUCUACGACUUCAAUCCCUGAAUCAAAUCUUCGUUUGAUUGUUCACAUUUUAUGCUCCAAUGAAUGUGCUAACACCACUUUUAGGAGAACUAUCAGCGCAAUGCAGAAUCUUUCUAUUAUGAAAAAUGCUCAGGAUGUGUUUUCCUCUGAGCUAUCGCAGGAGGCUACAAAGUUAAGUCAUGACAUAGUUACAGACUUGAAGUCCUUGUCAAUGGAGCUCGAGAGUGGUAUGGUGAGCAGCACGGAAAGCAAGCAUCUUGGAAAAUUUACUGCGCCAAGUUCCGAUCAGGCCAAACUCUUGCGGAUUCUCACCGCUUUAGAUUACAUGUAUGAGAAUAGCACCGAGAAAGAGGCAAAGCAAAAAGAUACGAAGACAGUUGAACUCACUAACCUUUACGAGAAGCUUGGGCUUGGCAAACUAUGGGGUGCUCUUAGUGUUUGCUUGAGGGUUCUAGAAAAUGCCCCAUCCUUACUUAAUAUUGCAACUGCCUUGCUUCCGUUGAUCGAGGCACUUAUGGUUGUCUGCAAGCAUAGCAAAGUCAAGGAUCUUCAAAUGAAGGACGUGGUGAAGUACGAGGCAAAAAAGAUUGAUUUCACAAAGGAACCCAUAGAAAGCUUGUUCUUCUCUUUUACGGAUGAACACAAGAAGAUUCUCAAUCAGAUGGUUAGGACGAAUCCUAACCUCAUGAGUGGACCCUUUAGUAUGCUCGUGAGAAACCCAAGAGUUCUAGAAUUCGACAACAAGAAGAACUACUUUGACAGACAGCUUCAUGAGAAAGCAGCUGGUGGUCAAAAGCUCUCUAUUAGUAUUCGAAGGGAUCAAGUCUUCUUGGAUUCGUAUAGAGCUCUUUUCUUUAAGUCUGUCGACGAAUUCAGGAAAGCCAAGUUAGAGAUCAACUUCAAGGGAGAAUCAGGUAUUGAUGCAGGCGGUGUUACCAGAGAGUGGUAUCAAGUGUUGUCUCGUCAAAUGUUUAAUCCUGACUAUGCAUUGUUUAGUGCUAUCGCUAGUGACGAGACUACCUUCCAUCCAAACAGAACAUCUUACGUCAAUCCAGAACAUUUGUCUUUCUUUAAGUUCAUUGGCAGAAUUAUCGGUAAGGCAAUAUUUGACGGCAGUUUCUUGGAUUGUCAUUUUAGCAGAGCAGUCUACAAAAAAAUAUUGGAUCGUCCGAUGUCACUUAAAGACAUGGAAACUCUUGACUUGGAAUAUUUCAAGUCGUUGAUGUGGAUGCUUGAUAAUGAUAUCACAGAUAUUUUGACUGAGGACUUCUCUGUUGAAUCGGACGACUAUGGCGAACAUAAAAUCAUCGAUUUGGUGCCGAAUGGAAGAAACAUUCCUGUUACAGAAGAAAACAAGCAAGAUUACGUUAGACUUGUCGUCGAAUACAGGCUACAGAAAUCAGUGGAAGAGCAAAUGAGCAAUUUUAGUGUUGGCUUCCAUGAGAUUAUUCCGAAAGAAUUGGUUGGCAUAUUUGAUGAGCAAGAACUUGAGCUUUUAAUUAGUGGCUUGCCUGAUAUUGAGGUUGGAGAUUGGCAAGCCAAUACCACGUACAAUAACUAUUCACCAUCUUCGGAACAAAUUCAAUGGUUCUGGAGGGCAGUGAAAUCCUUUGACAAUGAAGAGCGGGCUAAGUUGUUGCAGUUUGCCACUGGUACAUCUAAAGUGCCAUUGAAUGGCUUUAAAGAGCUUCGCGGAGCUAAUGGGACGUGCAAGUUUAGUAUCCAUCGUGAUUAUGGUUCAACUGACCGACUUCCCUCUUCGCAUACCUGUUUCAAUCAAAUUGAUCUUCCAGCGUACGAGUCAUACGAGACAUUAAGGGGCUCAAUUUUGUUGGCGAUCACAGAAGGACACGAGGGAUUCGGAAUGGCUUGA
This is a messenger RNA of Candidozyma haemuli, 9705 nucleotides long. It is a transcript of the gene TOM1, whose product is annotated as E3 ubiquitin-protein ligase. The record is from RefSeq and is a predicted model, not a curated record. Lineage: Eukaryota; Fungi; Ascomycota; Pichiomycetes; Serinales; Metschnikowiaceae. Bases 1 to 9705 code for a protein of 3234 amino acids. Gene Ontology annotation, molecular function: ubiquitin-protein transferase activity. Gene Ontology annotation, biological process: protein polyubiquitination; positive regulation of protein catabolic process; proteasome-mediated ubiquitin-dependent protein catabolic process. The transcript has 3 exons.